This is a messenger RNA of Trichophyton rubrum CBS 118892, 450 nucleotides long. RefSeq lists its product as uncharacterized. Gene Ontology annotation, biological process: tetrahydrobiopterin biosynthetic process. Gene Ontology annotation, molecular function: 4-alpha-hydroxytetrahydrobiopterin dehydratase activity. The transcript has 3 exons. The coding region runs from base 1 to 450 and encodes 149 amino acids. The record is from RefSeq and is a predicted model, not a curated record. Lineage: Eukaryota; Fungi; Ascomycota; Eurotiomycetes; Onygenales; Arthrodermataceae.
AUGAUAGCCAGUGUGCACCGGCUAUACAUGGCUCAGCGGCUUUUCUCACGACCAGUGAGCGUAAGAUCAUGUCUCUUCAGCUCCACGUCGACCCCCAUUGUGGCUCCAGGGGUGAGUGAGAGUCAAGUCUCGGACGAGCUACGCGAGCUUCUUAAAGCUGGCUGGGUACUCGAUCAGCCUCGCAGUGGCAUUGAGAAGUCCUACUACUUCAAGACAUACACAAAGUGCCAGGACUUCUUCAAUACUGUUGCCAUACGGAGUAAAGCAAAGAACCACCAUUCGACCAUGAUAAUUAAAGCUGGCUCUGUCCACGUUCACUGGACAACCCAUCAUCCCCGUGGGCUCACACUCCUCGAUACCCUCAUGGCUCGAUACUGUGACGAGCAGUCAGCAUCGAUUGGAACUGUGGACCAGAACCAGAGCAAGAAAUGCCAUCCUGCACCAGCAUAG